Molecule: messenger RNA, 2589 nt
Organism: Chenopodium quinoa (quinoa)
Lineage: Eukaryota; Viridiplantae; Streptophyta; Magnoliopsida; Caryophyllales; Amaranthaceae
Exons: 4
Coding region: 1-2589 (862 amino acids)
Source: RefSeq, a predicted model, not a curated record
AUGUGGAAGAAUUCCCUUGAUGUUGUUGUGAACUCUUAUUCCCAAAACCAUAUUGAUGUCGAAGUGAGUACUAUGCAACAUGGAAAGUGGCGUUUCUCGGGUAUUUAUGGUUUUCCGGAGGAAGAAAACAAGUUCAAAACAGGUUUUCUCCUCAAGAAUUUGUGGAAUGGGCAGGGAAACUCGUGGCUGCUAGGAGGUGAUUUUAACCUCUUGAUGCAGUCAAAUGAAAAACAAGGUGGGCGUGCCUUUUUUAAUGAGGAGGCUGACAUCUUUCGGGAGGCUAUUGAUCAUUGUCACCUUGAGGACUUGGGAUACAUUGGGCAUGGUUUCACGUGGUCGAACAAUAGAGGAGGCAAGGAAAACAUCCAAGAACGUCUGGACAUGUUCUUAGCAAAUCGUGAGUGGAGAGAGUGUUUCCCGGGCUCUUUUGUUACCCACCUUACAAAAAGAAAAUCGGAUCAUCUACCGAUUUUAUUGUGCAUCAAAGAAGCUUUAAACACCCCGAAGAAGAGGAAAAAGAAGAAAUUAUAUAGAUUCAAGGAAAUGUGGUUGCGGGAUGAGAAUUGUAGUACUAUCAUCUCUGAGGCGUGGGAGAGAGGAGGGGAUUUAUGCUCAAAAAUUGCUUUCACAUCGUCGAAAUUGAGCUCUUGGAGUAAGGAAAAAUUUGGAGACUUUAUGAAAGAGUUGCAAGAUUGUAAGGGGCAAAUGGAGAAACUUAUGGGAGAGUGCCAAACGGAGCAGGUGAUCGAUCAAAUGAGUGCCAUUGAUGAUCGUAUGGAUAAGUUAGAAAGGAGGAAGGAGAUGUAUUGGAAGCAACUUCAGAUCACUGAAGUUCUGGUGAAUUAUUUUGAGACCCUUUUUGCUGGAAAUAGUGAGAUUGAGCCAGAUUCAAUCAUUGAGAAGGUGGAGCCAAUGGUUAGCGAGAGACAUCAUAGUAGUCUGGCGGCUCCCUUUUGCGUCGAGGAAGUGAAGAAUGUGUUGUUUCAAAUGCAUCCAACGAAGGCCCCUGGCCCCGAUGGUAUGUCUACUAUUUUUUUCCAGAAUUAUUGGGAUAUUGUGGGAGCGGAUGUGACUGAUAAAGUACUUGAUAUUUUGAAUAAUAAUGGUGAUAUAGAGUUCGAUGUUCUGGUCAAUGGGCAACCUUUGAGGAAUUUUAAGCCUACCCGGGGGAUUAGGCAAGGUGAUCCUCUUUCACCUUUCCUGUUCAUUAUGUGUGCGGAAGGUUUGUCGACGUUGAUUCGUGAUGCUGAGAGUAGGAACGUCAUCCAUGGGGUCAAAAUUGGGAGAAAUGUCAAUCCGAUUUCUCAUUUAUUUUUUGCGGAUUAUAGUAUUCUUUUUGUGAGAGCAACGGAGGAAAAGGUGGAUGCUGUGCUCGGCAUCCUUUCUAUGUACGAAGUGGCUUCGGGCCAGAAAUUGAAUAUGGAUAAAUCAGAGGUGUCUUUUAGCCGAAACAUUGAGCAAGAACGAAAGAAUAUGCUUCAGAUGAAGUUAAGUUUUAAGGCUGUCGAAGGACAUGAUAAAUAUCUAGGACUACCAACUUACAUUAGUGGGUCUAAGAAACAAUGUUUUGCUAUUCCCACUAGCAUUAUUACUGUUAUUGAAAAAUUAUGCCGACAAUUUUUUUGGGGUCAGAAACGGGAAGAGAGGAAGCUAUGUUGGAUUGCUUGGGAGAAGUUGCAAAUCUCAAAAAAGGAAGGGGGGCUUGGGUUCAGAAAUAUGAGGAAUUUUAUUAAUGCUCUUCUUGCUAAGAAGGCUUGGAGAAUCCUUACUAAAGGGGAUUCUUUAGUGGAAAAAGUUCUUAAGGGAAAAUAUUUCCCUCAUACGUCACUAUUGGAGGCAAAGGUGAGUUCGAACGCAAGUUAUACUUGGAGAUCAAUUCUUGGUGCUCGUGAAGUGCUCGUUAAGGGUCUUCGGAAGGCUGUUGGAACUAGUUCGACCAUUCACAUUUGGGAUGAUCCUUGGGUUCCAAACCUCCCAAGUUUCAAGGUGAUGUCGAGCCGUGGAUUGGAUGAAGGUACUCCUACUUAUGUCCGAGAGCUUUGGGUUGAUAAUUCUUGGGAUAUUAAAGCUCUUAAUGUGUUGUUUACUUCUAUGGAAGUGAGUGAAAUUUGUAAACUCCCUAUUUCCCUCUCCAACCGAAAUGACUCGUGGGUUUGGCACUACACAAAGGAUGGGAUUUUCUCUGUUAAAAGUGUGUACCAUCUGAUCACCAUGGACCAACAAAAUGUAGCAUCAUCUACCUCGAAUGUGGGGAGUAAUUUUGAGUGGCACACUGUCUGCAAUGCAGGGGUACCUUCGAAGAUAAAAAAUUUUGCCUGGCGUGCUAUUAAAGGGGUUGUGGCCUCUCGCUAUAACAUGGUGAAACGAGGUAUGAAUGUUGACUCUAUAUGUCCAAUGUGUGGUCUUGAAAUUGAGAGUGAGCUGCAUAUGUUUGUCAAGUGUGCUGACGAUAAGCGUAUGUGGUAUCUUUCACCACUACGUUUGGAUGUUGAUAAUUAUGAAGGAGAGUCUUUCGGGGAAUGGUGUUGCUCGGUUAGACAUCACCGUAAGGAUGCUCUUUGGUGGGAUUUAUUCUGGAGUGUUUUAUGA